Molecule: messenger RNA, 2790 nt
Organism: Mercenaria mercenaria
Lineage: Eukaryota; Metazoa; Mollusca; Bivalvia; Venerida; Veneridae
Exons: 7
Coding region: 201-2480 (759 amino acids)
Source: RefSeq, a predicted model, not a curated record
CAGAAAUAACCUCAUUUGUAUCAUACUGAUAUCUUUCUCCACUUGCACGAUGUUUGAAGGAAUAUUUAAAACAAAAAUUGCCGAAAGACGUUGUUGCAAAACAUGAAACCAUUUAUUAAAAAGUUUUGUUAAAAAUCUGAAAUGGUAUAAAUUAAUGCGGAUGGUCAGAGUAUUCUGACUUGAUCUAUAUAUAUUUGAACAUGUCCGGUUCAGACGUAAAAGCGACGGAGUCUUUGGCGCAUAAAUUCAAAAUUCUAAACAUUAAGGGACUAGGGCAUUAUCGGUGUUACACAAAGGUAUUGCAUCAAUACCUGAGUGGAAAGCCUGUAAAUAUUCAACCAGCUGAGCUCGCAUACAGAUCUGUUAAUCACAGGAUCUUCACUCGUCAGUCAAGCCAGCGUACAACUAAAUGCUUCUCCGCCUUUCAUAAAUUGUCCGAAAAUGAGCAUUUCAAUAAACAUUCUUUGUGUCGAACUCAAAAUGUGAAAAAGAGCAAGGAAGUCUCUGCUCAGAAUAUAUUGGAAUACAGUUACAGCGGUGCAAAUCGAAGCUGCCGCGAGUGUGGGCUCCAGGUAUUUGAGCUGGACUUUGCAUUCAUCUGCAGUGACUGUGGACAUUUAAUUCAUAAAGGAUGCACGGACGUAUGUAGACGCAGCAAAGAGAAAGGAAUAUACCCAUUUUGCCAUAUCAACGACUUGUCCGAUCUAAUCAACGGUUUUCAACCGCGCAAAGUGAGAUAUAAAGGGCCUACCAAGGCGCAUGCAGAGAAAUGUUUGCCAAUGAUCAGACCCUUGCAUGCCUUUGUCACGGUUGUGGUAAAUUCUGGUUCUGAAAAAGUAUUCGUAGACAAGAAAAGACGCCAACAGAUGUCGUCUGGAAAAGACUUACCACAGCCAAGUAAAAGAAGAAAGGUUACACGUGUUAAAGCAACUACAAAAGGAAAUACACAAAUACGGCGAAGUACGAGACGAAACAAGAUAUGCAACACACUAAACGAUGCAUCUCAUAAACGACUAAUAACUAAAAGAUGCAAAACAGACAGAUCGGGAAAUUACAGCAAAGAAGAAACUAAACCAUCUAACCGCACGGCAAUAAAAGAAGGCAUCUCUUUAUUUGUGUCAAAGACAUUGAAUUUCUUAGGCUAUAAUUAUGAAAUGAUCAAGUACAGACAAAGAAUGUAUCAUGUAAAUGAUGAACUUACUGCACAGUUUGGCCACCAAACAGACGCUCGUGUUACCACAGGUGGAAAAGGAGAAGGCACGACAAUGUAUUUUGAAAGUGAUAUUGAUUACCUUUUUGUAUUACAGCAGUUAAUUUGUACGGACCAUCCAGAGCUUUUUGCUUCCAUAAAGAACAUAACUGUGCUCGAAACAAAGAGAAAUAUGACAUCUCCAGGUUAUACAAGAUUAGAAUUAGUAAGAUUUUCAGGUCGAUAUCGUAGGUAUGAGAUCAGCGCAUCUUUGAUUGAAUCCCAAUCAGGCUCUUCGUACCUAUCAAGUGACAGAUUUAUUGAAUCACUGCAUAUAUCUCAAGACAAAAUAUGUAAUCGUAGCGGGCUUGACAUGGGAGAUAGAAGUGGUCCAUCAACACCAGUCUUUGAUAAAUACACAAGCUAUGACGAUGUUAUAGGGCUGCCAUGUUACUGUCCAGAUCUUCUUGGGAAAUGGCUUGCACGUCCACGAUAUCACAAUUGGCCCCCGCAGGAAGUGCUGUAUAGCAUAUCUUUGCUUGACGCACAUGCUGUUCCAACAGGAUUCAAGGGUUCCCCUGAUCAGUACCUAGAGUGGAGAAUAUGUUUCUCCCUCGCUGAGUUGCACCUGAUGCAAUCUUUAAAUGAAUGUCAGAUACAGACAUAUAUAUUGCUUAAGAAGAUAGCCAAAACAUGCUUACAGCCAAUAAGUAAAGACAUCACUUCAUAUGUUGUAAAAAAUACCAUUUUAUGGAUCUGUGAGAAGACACCAAUUUCGUUUUUCCAAACAAAACACAUUCUGGAUAGAUUUCUUGAUUCCAUCGAAUUUUUGAGGCAAUGUAUUAGGAAAAAUUACUUACCUAGCUAUAUGAUCUCAGAGAGAAAUUUGUUUCCUGGUAGAUUGGGCCGUGCUCAAAAACAUCAAUUGGAACGUAUUCUUUUUGAUUUAAGAAGAGAAGAGGGAGAACUGUUUCUCAGAAUAGGAAUGUUGCGAGAAGCCAUGCUAAUAAUGUACAAAAUACCAAAUAGAUUUAGAGAGUAUGGGGAAAAAAGGGAUAUUUUGGAAAGGAUUGUUUUGAUGCGGAACUGGAUACGCGAGUCGGUUUGGAAACCAGAAAUGACAAAAACAGAAAAAUAUCAGUUGGCAGCUAAAAAUAGAGCAUAUAACAUAUUAGAAAAAGAAAUCGAUGACAUACUUCAUGUUGAUAUGGAAAAGCUACUAUUAAAAGGUUGGUUGGUACCAGAAAUAUUUAAUUUGUGGCUGGAGAUGAUGCACCAGCUUUUGUCAUAAACUUCGGGGAAGUCAGAUGUAUGUCUCAGGAUAUUCUACACUACAAAAAUAUACUUUUCCAAUAUGUAUGUGUCUUAUGAGGAGAGGUUAUAAGAUAUAUGUCUUAUUAACUGUAUAAAAAUUAAAGAAUACAAAUAAUUGAAUAUCUUCUUUAUUGAUGCUUUUACAUAUCCUUUCUAUCACCAGCUUCUUUCAUAAAUGUUUGGUAUAUUUGUAUAUCGGGCAAGUCAGAUAUGCCUCAGGAUAUGUCUAAACUACAAAAAUAUCCAAUUUUAGCCUUUAUGUUUCUUAGGAGGAGGAAGUGAUAAGA